CACCCAGGGGCCUGUCGCACAGGCAAACAGCAAUUGAUAGGCACUGGCAAUCAUGCAAGGGCUCCACAAAGGAGCAAUUCUAUUAGGUAUAGUUGCCCUCUUUAUUGGGGCUGACUGCUUCGGCGUUAUGGGAGGCAGUAAGGCGCCUUCGCAGGCGCGUGUCCAGAGCGCAAUGGACCCUGACGGCGGCCUGAGCCUCGGCGGCAAGCUGCACGUCUCCUUCUGCAACAGCUGAGGCAUGCGUGGCGCCUUCGUGCAAGUUAUGGAGCUUGCCCGAAGGCGUUACCCUGGGCUGGAGGUGGUGGGCACGCCCUACCCGCUCCCGGCCUGGAAGGUGCCUGUUGUGAAGGCGCUGCAGGUGGUGCAGUUCGGGCUGCUGGGCAUGUGUCUGGCGGGGGACAAGGUGUUUGCGGCGCUGGGCGUGCCCGUGCCGGCCUGGUACACGCAGAACGUGGCGAGCAACCGCUUCGGAGCGGCGAUGGGCGUGUGGUUUGUUGGCAACAUGGUGGUCACCAACAUGCAGAACACCGGGGCGUUCGAGGUGUUCUUCAACGGUGACCUGAUCUUCUCCAAGCUUGCGGAGGGCCGCAUGCCCUCGGUGCCGGAGCUGAUCAGCCCCAUGCAGGCGUUCUUUGAGGGGCCGGCGGGGCUGCAUGUUGGCGGCGCCGGUGCCUCGCGCCCGGGCCUGACCGGCGCCGGCAUGGGCCACGGACCGGAGCUGUAAGCAGCACCACCAGCUGCGGCGGCGGCGGCGAGCCGGCGGGUGCUGGGGCAGCGGAGCGGAGCGGAGCGGAGCGGAGCGGAGCGAAGUGGAGCGAAGCGGAGCGAAGCGGAGCGAAGCGAAGCGAAGCGAAGCGAAGCGAAGCGAAGCGAAGCGAAGCGAAGCGAAGCGAAGCGAAGCGAAGCGGAGCGGAGCGGAGGGGAGCGGAGCGGGCUGUGGCGCAGGGUCCGCUGGCGCGUGGCGUGCCGGGCUCGGUGGAGGAUGCCGCGGCGCGGCGCAGCAGGCGCUUGUUGGAGCUGGGUGGCACCGGCAGGGUGGCUGUGCCGCCUGUAUCAGUGGCAGGUGCGGCAGCAAUCAGUGUGGUGGUGGCUAGGACCCGCUCAACGGUCGGAGCUGGGAGUGGCUGGGAGCAGCGGUCACGCUACCGGUGUCGCGGUGGAAAAGUGGGUCGCGUGUGGGCCUGUAGGAGCGGCGUUGGGGCUGCAGCUGUUGGCCUGACGGGCUAGGCAAACAACCACUUAGGUGCCCCCUUGCCGCGUUGGGAUGGCAUGGAAGAUGGGGUUCGCUGGUUGGGACGGGUGUAAGGUCCGGCUGGUUCCACGACGCGGGAGUUGGUGAGCAUUGUGCUUCAAGCGCGUCACUGUGAGGGAAAUGAAGUGGCAGGACAGGCGGUGGCAACAUAUGAAGGCAGCGCUGAACCUCGCACGUAAUGGCGCAUGCUCUCCUUGCAAUGCAAGGAAGCAGGAGCCGCGAGAGGCGCACAGCCUGAUACACGUUGACUGCCGCUGACCUAAAGCAAAUCACUUCGUUGCUUCCUUUGGCGCGCCACAUGCAUGUGCUGUUGUGCCGGUCGUGGGCCCCGGACCCUAGGCGCCGGGUGUGGUGUGCGUGUGUUGGACUUGAGGAUGCGGUUGGCUGUGCUCAGCCUCUUGUAUUUUGCUGCCGCUGACCACUGAACGUAUGAGAAGUAUUUGGUCUCACCAAGGCCGCUGCGUGCGGUUGUGAGCGGCCACUGCGUACAGGCUGCCGCGAACACAGCAUUGCAAAGGGGGGCGGUGUAGGCAGCAGUGAGCGGAAACUUCAGGGGAUUCAGGAGUGGGGCAAGCCAGGGCAGCGCAGCAUUGCCUUCUGGUGGUUAGUUACGUCAGUGCUCUGUUGCACGGCGCAUUUCGGCACUUGGCGACAUGUACGACAAGUCGUCAAAGUGACGGCUGUGUAACGGAGGGUAACGGCGAUGAGAUGGCGUACGUGUUCGUUGUUAGUGCGGACGCAGGAACCCAAGAAGUAAAACAACUGUUCGUGGU
This is a messenger RNA of Chlamydomonas reinhardtii, 2025 nucleotides long. RefSeq lists its product as uncharacterized. Gene Ontology annotation, cellular component: endoplasmic reticulum membrane. The transcript is spliced from 7 exons. Bases 239 to 724 code for a protein of 161 amino acids. The record is from RefSeq and is a predicted model, not a curated record. Gene Ontology annotation, biological process: cell redox homeostasis. Gene Ontology annotation, molecular function: thioredoxin-disulfide reductase (NADPH) activity. Lineage: Eukaryota; Viridiplantae; Chlorophyta; Chlorophyceae; Chlamydomonadales; Chlamydomonadaceae.